AUGCCAACGAAAUUCGAGGAUAUCCCUCUACCAUAUUCUUCCUCCAAACCACUCCCCACUCGUCAACAUACUCGCGGUCCGACAAAUACAGGAGGAGCAUCACUUCGUCGUGGAAAAACAUUGACGAAACCUGAAAGACAUGUAGCUCCUGUUCCUCUCAUCGCACCACCUCAACUUCCACCCCAUGGUAACGGUGGUAAUCUUGGGAAUGACGGACCGGCUUCUUUGCUUUCACCUAGAUUCGACCUCAACUGGUGGGUCGUAUGGUCUUACGCUACCACUUUUUGGGCACCUCCACAGGUUUUGAAGUUGUUUGGGAUCAAAGAAAAGGCUAGUAGACAAGCAUGGAGGGAGAAGAUCACUUUAUGUUGGAUAGCAGUUUUGUUGGGCGCUAUAGUGGGUUUCGCUACGAUGGGUUUGCAAAGGGCUUUGUGUCCUGCUGGGGAGAGUGAUUCUGCGUUCAGAAGGUUAGGGAAUGAUCCGUUAACACUCAGUAUCUCCGGAAAGGUGUUUAACAUCUCCACAUCACUCACCCAAGAAGAUGUAGAUUUCUACGCUCUAUCUAAACAAAUGCCAGGACAAGAUAUCACCAAUCUUUUCACUCGUUCAAUCACCGACUACCCCUCUUGUUCCGGACACACCCUUCGAUAUGCCACCACUCCAUUAUGCAAAUUCGCCGCAUCUUCAUCUUUCAACGAGACCGGUACUCUCCAAUCCUGUCCCCUUCCCGCUCCUACAGAAACCACUUUCGAUAUUUUACAAAUCCAAAACACUGGACUAGAAGAAGGAUAUUCUUGGGCUCAAGUAGCCGCCCUCCAGAGUUACCUAGUGAUAGAUGGAUUCGUACUUAACCUGGAACCAUAUGUCGUCGCCAACCCUAAACCCAUCGUCAACGAUCCGGUAGAUAGUCUCAUCCGACAAGUCUUAUCUAACCAAACCACCUCCGGAAAAGACGCGACCAUGUUAUUUUACAACCGAGCGGAAACCCGAGAUGCAGUGAAAUGUAUACAAGAUCGAUAUUUAGCCGGAAGGAUAGAUAAGAUUACUCCAGGUUGUUUCGUAGCUUCACUAUUUCUUUACACUUCACUCACCGUCAUUCUAGGUGUUGUUUUUGUUCGUUUCGCAAUGGCUUGUAUUUUCAAUUGGUUCAUUUCAUCAAGACUUGUUUUACCUCCAAAAGAUUUAGGAAGAACAGUUGUCUCUCCUGCUGUUUUACCUGAAGGUGCAAACAUUUCUAUACAUAAUAAAUCCGGUACUGCACCUUGGGCUUCUGAUAAUACAUCGAGAAAGUUGAAGAAUACAAGAAAUCUCAAUAAUGUUCAGAACGGUUAUGGAAAAGGUUUGAAUAGUUCUUCUACCACUUUGGUAAAUGGAGCGGAACCAGUGAUUAAUAUGGCUAGAAUAGGAUCGGAAUUAUUUGUGGUGGCUCUGGUCACUUGUUAUUCCGAAGGAGAGGCAAGUGUGAGAGGGACGGUAGAGAGUAUAGCAGCUACGAAUUAUUCCGAUACGAGGAAAAUACUUUGGAUCGUUUGUGAUGGUAUGAUCACGGGUGCAGGGGAGAAAAUGUCAACUCCGGAUAUUUGUGUUAGCAUGUUAGACGCUGAUCCGAGGUUUGGUAAUCCUAUGCCUAUGGGAUAUAUUGCUGUGGGUACUGGUGCGAAGAGGGAGAAUAGGGCUAUGGUGUAUGCUGGGCACUAUGUGUCCAAAAACGGUCACCGAACCCCAACCAUCAUUGUUGUCAAAUGUGGCAUGCCGACUGAAGCUUCUGACAAGAAACCCGGUAAUCGAGGAAAACGUGAUUCCCAACUCAUCCUUAUGAAUUUCUUCUCCCGAGUGACAUACAACGACCGUAUGUCUCCGCUCGACUUUGACAUGUUUAGAAAGAUCCAAACUCUUAUAGGUGUCACUCCUGAUUUCUUCGAACUAGUCCUCAUGGUGGACGCCGAUACGAAAGUCUAUCCCGAUUCUCUGAAACAUCUUGUCAACGCGAUGCAUCAUGAUAAUUCCAUCAUGGGUGUAUGUGGUGAAACCCGAAUAGCGAACAAACGACAAAGUUGGGUCACUGCUAUACAGGUCUACGAAUAUUUCAUUUCACAUCAUCUUGUCAAAGCUUUCGAAUCCGUUUUCGGUGGUGUUACAUGUUUACCUGGAUGUUUCUCAAUGUAUCGAAUCAAAGCUCGUAAAGAUGCCGAUGACGAUUGGGUACCGAUACUUGUGAAACCUGAAAUAGUUCGAGAAUAUUCACAAUCUGAAGUUACGACGUUACAUCAAAAAAACCUUUUGUUACUUGGAGAAGAUCGAUUUUUAUCAACUAUCAUGUUGAGAACAUUUCCAAAGAGAAAAAACAUAUUUUUACCUCAAGCGAAAUGUCGAACGGUCGCACCUGAUACAUUUUCAGUUUUAUUAUCACAAAGAAGAAGAUGGAUAAAUUCAACAGUACACAAUCUGAUGGAAUUAGUCAGAGUACGAAAUCUCUGUGGAAUAUUUUGCUUUUCAAUGCAAUUCGUCGUAUUCAUGGAUUUAGUUGGAACGGUAGUUUUACCAGUAGCUAUUUGUUUAACAUUCGCUUUAAUAGUAAAUUCAAUCAUUACACCACCAACAUCAUUUCAAGAAGCUAUACCUUUAAUGUUAUUAGCAGCGGUUUUAGGUUUACCUGCUAUUUUGAUCUUGAUUACAACUAGAAAAGUCAUUUACGUAGCUUGGAUGAUGGCUUAUUUGGUAGCUUUACCCAUUUGGAAUUUCGUUUUACCCAUUUAUGCUUUUUGGCAUUUUGAUGAUUUUUCAUGGGGAGAAACGAGAAGGGUAGAAGGUGAAUUGAGAAGGGAAACUACGAAUGAUAAAACUGCUAUUUUCGAUGGUACUACUAUACCUUUGAGAAGAUGGGAAGAUUGGGAAAAGAGUAGAUUGAGAAAGAUGAGAAGAGAAGAAAAGAGAAGGAAAGAAAUGGAAAAACAAUUUGGUUCAAAAGGUUUUUAUCAAACGAAUAAUGGGAAUUCGAAUAUUGGUCAAGAUGGUUUAUUAGGAACGGGUACAGGGGAAGAUUCUUUGAACGCACCAAGAGCGCAUUGGAUAGAUAGUCAAUAUGGUUCUGGUUCCGAUACCAAUAGUUUGUUCAGUAGUGAUGAAGAUGUUUGGGGUGGUGAGAUUGGUGGUUAUAACGAACAUAAUCCUGCUUUUCCACCACCGCCGAUCUCUUUAGCUCCUGUUCCAUCACACGUCACUCCUGAUGGGGUAUUGGGGGAAGAUGAAAUGACGGCGAUUCUCGAUCAAGGGUUUGACGAUGGGCCGAGAGGUAUGGCCGGGGGUGGGUUGAGUUAUCCCCCUUUGGCUUCGUUAGGUGUCAGAGGGUACGCUUCGCCGAGUACUAGUAAACAGUUGGACAAGUAUGGAAGAUAUGAUCCGAACGCGGUACGUCAAGAUGUGAAUGGGAGAUAUGAUCCGAUCGCGGUUCGUCAAGGUACCAAUGUAAGAUAUGGUCAAGAUACCAACGGAAAAUAUGGUCAAAACUCCAGUACUCAAGAUACCAAUGGAAGAAAAGUUCAUAAUGCCAACCUUGGUGAUACGUAUGGACGUCACAAUAUGGAUCAACGAGGGUAUACCGAGGAUAAUGGGAAUGGACCUGGGUCUGGGUUCGGGGUCGGAACGCAAGUCAUGGGUCAGAAGAAGUAUCAAUUAUCAGAUAAGGUAGAUAGAUCGGAUCGACGAGUCGAAGGACAAAAUGAGAGUGAGAGAAAUAGAAGGGAAGAGUUGAAUAAACGAGGUGAGGAGAGAUAUAAAGAUAAAUCAUCACCAUCAUGGCAAAAUAUCAACGUUGGUUCUGGUUAUAAAGAUAAAUCAUCACCACCAUGGCAACAUGUCAACGUUGGUUCUGGUGGAUGGGAAGGAGAAGAACCUCUUGGGAGUGGAAAAGGUUGGGAAGGAGAACAAGAUAGGUUAAAUUCAGGAAACAGUAUUUCAUCUUCUAUCGAACCGAACGAUUCUAGAGGUCACGUUAAAAGACGGUCAGGUGGGAAAGAAAAGUAUGGUCCUUUAGGUCCUUUGGAAGAUGGUUGGGGAAGGAUAUAGAGUAGUUAUAUGGUGCUGAGAUGUAUCUUCGUGAUGAGGUGACUUCUA
Messenger RNA from Tremella mesenterica DSM 1558, 4113 nucleotides. RefSeq lists its product as uncharacterized. The coding region runs from base 1 to 4065 and encodes 1354 amino acids. The transcript has 4 exons. Gene Ontology annotation, cellular component: cell periphery; cell septum. The record is from RefSeq and is a predicted model, not a curated record. Lineage: Eukaryota; Fungi; Basidiomycota; Tremellomycetes; Tremellales; Tremellaceae. Gene Ontology annotation, molecular function: chitin synthase activity.